Messenger RNA from Phymastichus coffea, 1641 nucleotides. It is a transcript of the gene epsilonCOP, whose product is annotated as coatomer subunit epsilon. Lineage: Eukaryota; Metazoa; Arthropoda; Insecta; Hymenoptera; Eulophidae. Gene Ontology annotation, molecular function: protein binding; structural molecule activity. Gene Ontology annotation, biological process: endoplasmic reticulum to Golgi vesicle-mediated transport; intra-Golgi vesicle-mediated transport; retrograde vesicle-mediated transport, Golgi to endoplasmic reticulum. The record is from RefSeq and is a predicted model, not a curated record. Bases 45 to 950 code for a protein of 301 amino acids. Gene Ontology annotation, cellular component: COPI vesicle coat. The transcript is spliced from 3 exons.
CAGCCGCAGCGGGCAGACGGUGACCUGACGGUGAUCAAAGCAAGAUGGCACGUCAGCAGAACGACGUCGACGAGCUUUUCGACGUGAAAAAUAACUUUUACAUCGGAAAUUAUCAACAAUGCAUUAACGAGGCACAAAAAGUCAAAGUUUCUUCACCAGAUCUUGAGGUAGAACGAGAUGUCUUUUUCUAUCGUGCAUAUAUUGCCCAGCGUAAAUUUAGAAUAGUAUUAGAUGAAAUCAAGGACAAUGCUCCACCAGAAAUAUUACCAUUAAAGUUGUUGGCAGAGUACUUUGCUUAUCCAGACAAAAGAGGAAAGAUAUUGUCAGAGAUUGACAAAUCUGUAGCUGAUGUAACACCUAAAACUCAUAAUUUCAAGAUUAUUGCAGCUACAAUUUACUUUCAUGAAAAUAAUGUGGACAAUGCUCUAAGAGUAUUACAUGAAUCUGAGAACAUUGAAUGUUCUGCAUUGAGUGUACAAAUUUACUUGAAAAUGGAUCGUCUUGAUUUAGCUACCAAAGAAGUUAAACUCAUGCAAGAGAGAGAUGAUGAUGCUACUCUGACACAACUGGCUUUAGCUUGGGUUAAUCUGGCUACUGGAAAAGAAAAGUAUCAGGAAGCUUUUUACAUUUUCCAAGAAAUGAUUGAGAAGUAUUCAGCUACCACAAUGUUAUUGAAUGGAAAAGCAACUAGUUUAAUUUUACAGCAGAAGUACGAAGAAGCUGAAGCUGUGCUUCAGGAUUCCUUAGAGAAAGAUAGUAAUAAUCCAGAUACCCUAAUUAAUAUGAUUGUCUUGGCACAACACAUGGGCAAACCGGAAGAAGUCGCAAAUCGUUAUCUGACUCAGUUAAAAGAUUCUCAUAUGGAGCAUCCAUUUGUUAAAGAAUAUUUGCAAAAGGAAAUUGAAUUUGAUAGGCUAACUGCUGAAUUUGAAGCAAGUCUUCAAGCUUAAUGCAUUAAAAGUUACUAUAAACAACUGAUAAAUUAUAUUUGAGAGGAUAUAACUAUUGCUUAGUUUAAUUUUCAUUUUUAAUCAUUUCUUAUGAAAUUUUGGUUGCUUGGAAAGAAAAUAUUAAUCAAUUAGAUGUAUUUAUUAAUACCUCUCGAAUAUAUUAUCGUUGCUAUUGACAAAAAGUUGUUUAUAGAGAAGCAUACUUGCAAGCCUUAAGAUAUAGUAUGCUCAUACAUACUAUAUUUUAUUUAAUGAAAUUUUAUUAUUAUUCCACACAAAGAUUAAUUGACUGACAUGGUAACAGUUGUUUCUUUUUUAAAAGCUAUCUUUAUAGAAAAUUUUGGUAAAAUAGAAAUAUAUUCAUGUAAAAUAAGGUUUUUUUUUAAACAGUUUUCUAUUUUACGAUUAUUUUUACUUAGAGUCAUGGUCAAAGAAACAACUGCUUUGUAACAGCGUUUAUUACAAUAAAAUUUAAGAGAUUGCUGCCAUUUUAUAAUCUUUAGCAUGAAAAAGAAAAAUUGUAAUGAGAAUUGAUUAUUACAAGAAAAAUAUACACUUUCAAAAUAUGAAUUUCAUAAAAUUUUCCACUUUUCCAACGUAUUACUAGGUACAUUAAUUUUUAUGAAUUUUAGAACUUUUGUUUAUAUAUUUUUAAUACUUGCAAUGUUUAUUUAAAAAUAAAAAGAAUAUU